UUCGGUCUUUUGAGUAAUUUCCAUUCUUGAUCGAACUUCCAGUCUGCAAGAAUACUAUCCAUUCACAUCACAAUCGUUCUCUUCCAUCGAGCAUCAUGGCUGAGAAACGUAUCAAGAGCGAGCAAACCUUCGACUAUGACACGGUGACGGCAAUCAUCUACUGCAUGUUAAAGGACGGUGUGGUCCUGGGCGCCCGACACUAUGAGACCAUGUCUGCUUUGAGUGGCACUCGCACAGCUUCUGCAUUCCAACACGACUUUCGCGAUGUGAAGCGACGAGCGAAAGACUUGCUCGACAAAGGCGAUGUUCUCGGCCCGAAGAACAAAGACGAUGACAAUUCCACCGAGCUCAAGAACGGAAAGAAGGCUACAGCCAAGUCCACGGGAAAACGAGGUCGCAAGCCUAAAGAUGCGCAGCAGCCCGCCAAAACUGGAGGCUUCGAUGAGAACGAGACCAUGGAUGAAAACGCGAAUAAGAAAAUCAAACUGGAGACUUAGGAUACGUUCGAGACAUAGGAUUCAAUCAAUUUUCUCCAAGAGAGAGGCGUGACUGGCGGAAAAAGGCACAUCUACCCUCGGGGCCGUCAUGCAGCCUGUCACACUCAGUAACUGGCACAGUCUUCCCGGCGGAGCGAUGGUACUCGCUGACUUGAAAAUGCAGCAGAAUAAUUGAAUAAAGCAUUACUUUCCCUCGUUUGUCACGCCUCGAAAUUAUCAUGAAAAGCCUCU
This is a messenger RNA of Dissoconium aciculare CBS 342.82, 728 nucleotides long. RefSeq lists its product as uncharacterized. Lineage: Eukaryota; Fungi; Ascomycota; Dothideomycetes; Mycosphaerellales; Dissoconiaceae. The coding region runs from base 96 to 497 and encodes 133 amino acids. The transcript has 2 exons. The record is from RefSeq and is a predicted model, not a curated record.